AUGGCAUGGGCUAAAUCGCCCGCUGCUCGCCAAUACUUCUUCUCUACCCACUUCUGGGGACCGAUCGCAAACUGGGGUCUUCCCAUCGCUGCCCUCUCGGACAUCGUCGGGAAAGACGAGAGCAUGAUUAGCCCGAUUAUGUCCCCGACUCUUGGCGCCUACUCGAUGGUAUUCAUGCGAUUCGCCUGGCGCGUCCAACCCCGUAACUACCUCCUCUUCGCCUGCCACCUCACCAACGCCGCUGCGCAGACGGUCCAGACCGGCCGGUUUGUCAAUUAUUGGUAUAUGGGCGGAAGGGAGAAGAGACAUCCACUGGGCGCCCCCGCUUUGGAUGCGGUGGACAAGGUCAAGGAGAAGGCGGGAGAGGCGGUCAAGGCUGUCAAGGCAUAG
Dioszegia hungarica is the source of this 390-nucleotide messenger RNA. Its product is annotated as putative mitochondrion protein. Gene Ontology annotation, cellular component: mitochondrial inner membrane. The record is from RefSeq and is a predicted model, not a curated record. The transcript is spliced from 4 exons. Bases 1 to 390 code for a protein of 129 amino acids. Gene Ontology annotation, biological process: pyruvate import into mitochondria. Lineage: Eukaryota; Fungi; Basidiomycota; Tremellomycetes; Tremellales; Bulleribasidiaceae.